This is a messenger RNA of Lethenteron reissneri (Far Eastern brook lamprey), 3399 nucleotides long. RefSeq names its product homeobox protein Hox-D8-like. Gene Ontology annotation, cellular component: nucleus. Gene Ontology annotation, biological process: regulation of transcription by RNA polymerase II. The record is from RefSeq and is a predicted model, not a curated record. NCBI's taxonomy places the organism in Eukaryota, Metazoa, Chordata, Hyperoartia, Petromyzontiformes, Petromyzontidae. Gene Ontology annotation, molecular function: DNA-binding transcription factor activity, RNA polymerase II-specific; RNA polymerase II transcription regulatory region sequence-specific DNA binding.
GGUGGUGGUGGUGGUGGUUGUGGUUGGAAGCGCAGCAGCAUCAGCAUCAUCAGCAGCAGCAGCUCCAUGGAGCGGCGCGGUGCGUGGCAGUAAAUCCCACGCUGUGACCGCCGAGACUCGGCGGGGUAAAUACGACAUUUGAUCACCGACGUGCAGCGAGAGACCGGAUUUUUUGUUGUUGGUGGGGGGGGGGGGGGUUUACGAACCCCCAGCCCCCCACCCCCCGCACCCUUACGUGUUAUAGGCCUAAAUGGCCGCGCUAACCUAAAUACGCAUCGAGGAAGAGAGCAGCAGCAGCUGCAGCAGCUGCCGUCGUGAUCAUCCAUGGGAGCCCGCGCCGCGUCGAGAAUUCCGUGCCGCGCGCCCUCCUCCUCCUCCUGCUCGAUGCGCAGGCCGUCGUGUGACUGACCGAGUUGGGGGGGGGUGGGACGGUGGUUGGGGUUGGAGGGACGCCUACCCACGGCUCAGGCGUCGCCCGCCGUCUCCCUCCUUCCACGACCUCCCGAUGAAUUCCUACUUCGCGAACUCCCUCUUCGGCAAGUACAAGGCCGGCGAGGCGAUGCGCCCCACCUACUACGACUGCCGCCUGGGCGCAGACGGGAUGAGCGCCCGUCAGGCGGUCUUCUACGGACCCGCGGGGCACGGCGGAGCCGCCGCUGCGGCCGCUGCUGCCGCGGCAGCCGCAGCAGCAGCCGCCGCGGCUGCCGCGGCAGGAUUCGAUCUGCCGUCCGGGAUGGCGCAUGGCGGCGCGGGGUCCCACCACCACCACCACCCCCAGGACUUUUACCACCACCAACAGCAGCAACAGCAGCACGGAGGGUCCGGAUCGGCCGCGUACCCGCAGCCCGGUUCGUGCGCCGCGCUCGAACCGUCGGCCAACUUCUACGGCUACGCUGCGUUCCCGUGCGGGAGGCAGCCGGUGUUCGCCCUGCAGUCGGAGUGCGGCGGUGGCGGUGGAGGAGUAGCGGCUCAAUACCACGCCGACUUCAAGGCUCUGGGGCCCUGCGCGGAGGACGAGGUGGAGUUCCCUGGGCAGGGGGCGUCAUCAGCGCCGCUCUUCCCGUGGAUGAGGAGCCAAGUGGGACCGGGCAGGCGACGUGGCCGCCAGACGUACUCGCGCUACCAGACCCUGGAGCUGGAGAAGGAGUUCCUCUUCAACCCGUACCUGACGCGCAAGCGGCGCAUCGAGGUGUCGCAUGCGCUCGGCCUCACCGAGCGCCAGGUGAAGAUCUGGUUCCAGAACCGGCGCAUGAAGUGGAAGAAAGAGAACCACAGGGACAAGUUUCCGGCGCGGAAGGAGGACAUGCUGCUCAAGGAGCCCGACAAAGCCGACGACAACUCGGCGGACGAGGGCUCGGAGGGCACCUCGAAGAACGAGGAUGCGGAAUGACGAUCGGUGGCGAUUGGUGAUGAUUGGUGAUGAUUGGUGGUGAUUGGUGAUGAUUGGUGAUGAUUGGUGAUGAUUGGUGAUGAUGACGGUGAUGGUGACGGUGGUGAUGGAGCAGCACGGAAGGGGGGUGGGGUGGGGGAGGCUGUGGCGCGCGUGGCAAGUCCGCAAGCGUGAGGGCAGAGCGCGCUUAGUUUGUUCUCCUACCCCCCCUCCCCCGCACCUCCAAUGAGCACCGUUUGCUGCGUACGGUGCGAACGAAGUUCAACAUCGGACCUGACGAAGAGCAGCGCGCACAACCAUCGUCCGCUCUGCUGUCGCCGGAUGCGUGACCGCCCCCCCCCCCCUCUCCGGCUCUCGACUCGCCUGGCGGUGAUCUACGACGGCGACGAUCCGAGAGCGAGUCGUCAGCCUGGUUCGAACGGGCAAAAAGAAGAAAACAAAACAAAAACACCCACCUUAAAUCUGGCCUCGUCAAAUAAUAAUGAUGAUCGUGAUUAUUACACCCGCCUCUGUGAAGCGAAACAAAAACCGCAGUGUGCGGAUUGCGAUGUCUGUGCGUGUGAGCGUGUGCGUGUGUGAGAGUGUGAGCGUGUGUGCGUGUGAGCGUGUGCGUGUGUGCGUGUGAGCGUGUGCGUGUGUGCGUGUGAGGGUGUGAGCGUGUGCGUGUGUGCGUGUGAGCGUGUGAGCGUGUGCGUGUGUGCGUGUGAACGUGUGCGUGUGAACGUGUGCGUGUGAGCGUGUGUGUGCGUGUGAGCAGUGUGCGUGUGAGCGUGUGAGCGUCUGCGUGUGAGCUUGUGCGUGUGUGCGUGUGAGCGUGUGAGCGUGUGCGUGUGAGCGUCUGCGUGUGAGCGUCUGCGUGUGAACGUGUGUGUGUUUGGGGAGCGGUGGCGUAGCGGUUAGCGCGCUGCGUUACGAAUCCGGCGAGCCGAGAAAAAGGUGGAUGCCCGCUCACGGCCACCAACACCAGUGACAGCGAUUAUCCGAACUGGGCUUUGUGCCUCCCUUAGGUCGACUCAGCCUUAAAUGAGUACCUGGUGCAGUGUGUAAACGUGGCCACCUGGGAGAUGUCAGCGGUGGGGGCGUGCUGGUGGCCACCCUUCGCGCGCGGUGCCGGCCUUCAGAGAUGGUGCUCGCUAACAGCACUUGCCCCAACAGUCUGUGCAGGCUAUACGAGGGAUCUUUGUCUUUGUGUGAGCGAGGCGUGUGUGUGCGGUGUGUGUGUGAGCAGUGUGUGAGCGGUGUGUUUGUGUGUGUGAGCAGUUUGUGUGUUUGUGUGUGUGCGGUGUGUGUGUGAGCGGUGUGUGAGCGAGGCGUGUGCGUGUUUGUGUGUGUGAGCGGUGUGUGUGUGUUUGUGUGUGUGUGUGAGCGGUGUGUGUGUGUUUGUGUGUGUGUGUGAGCGGUGUGUGUGUGAGCAGUGUGUGUGUUUGUGUGUGUGUGUGAGCGGUGUUUGUGUGUGUGUGUGUGAGCGGUGUGUUUGUGUGUGUGUGAGUGAGGCGUGUGUGUGAGCGGUGUGUGUUUGUGUGUGUGUGUGAGCGGUGUGUGUGUUUUUGUAUGUGUGUGAGCGGUGUGUGUGUUUGUGUGUGUGAGCGGUGUGUGUGUUUGUGUGUGUGUGUGAGCGUGUUUGUGUGUGUGUUUGUAUGUGUGUGAGCGGUGUGUUUGUGUGUGUGAGCGGUGUGUGUGUGAGCAGUGUGUGUGUGUGUUUGUGUGUGUGUGUGUUUGUGUGUGUGUGUGAGCGGUGUUUGUGUGUGUGAGCGGUGUGUUUGUGUGUGUGUGAGUGAGGCGUGUGUGUGAGCGGUGUCUGUGUUUGUGUGUGUUUUUGUAUGUGUGUGAGCGGUGUGUGUUUUUGUAUGUGUGUGAGCGGUGUGUGUGUUUGUGUGUGUGAGCGGUGUGUGUGUUUGUGUGUGUGAGCGGUGUGUGUGUUUGUGUGUGUGAGCGGUGUUUGUGUGUGUGAGCGGUGUGUGUGUUUGUGUGUGUGAGCGGUGUGUGUGUUUGUGUGUGUGUGUGAGCGG